Messenger RNA from Colletotrichum costaricense, 300 nucleotides. RefSeq lists its product as uncharacterized. The transcript has a single exon. Lineage: Eukaryota; Fungi; Ascomycota; Sordariomycetes; Glomerellales; Glomerellaceae. The record is from RefSeq and is a predicted model, not a curated record. The annotation marks the transcript as partial.
UCUUACACAGUCAUUAUCCGCGCUGAACAGGGAGGCGUUCUUCCCCGUCAUCGACACGAAGAGAGCGCGGAGAUAUACGUUAUCAAAGGCAACGGCAAACAUCCUCAGACAGGCCACUUUGCCCAAGGGGACUACGUCUCAGAGAGAAAAGGGGCUAUUCACGAUCCUCUCGUCUUUCACAACGAGGUGGAGAUGCUCAUGAUUAGCCAAGGACCAUCGACUUUCCUUGAUGAUGAAGGUCGCGACUUGUAUCGGAUGGACAUAGCAAUGCUUCAGGGCCUGGAGUCGAUCAAGACAUAG